AUGUCCACAUCAUCAGCUCGACUGUUGAAAGAACGAACCGUCGCCGCCGCCGCCGGAAAAAUCUCCCCUGCUGCUGGGAAGGCCAUGUCGACAGGGAAAGAGAACCCCAGGCCCACAUCUAGGGUUCGAGCCGCGACGCAGAAGCCCAUGGCCCGGAUCGACAAGUCCGCUGUUGAGGAGUCUCGCGCAGAUCCACGUGUCCGGAAGUCCUCCUCGUCGGUGCCCAGAGGUAGGAGCUCCAGCCCAUACCAGUUAACUAGGGGUUUAUCAGAUUCGAGGAAUAACUCUAGGGCUUCUUUUGGACCACCACAGAAGAAGGUAAAUACUUCUUUUUGGACUGAACAAUCGGUCCGAAAAUAUAAUCUUCGGAACAGGGUUUCAAGUGAUUUGGGGAGUAACGGUAAAUCCGAGAUUCUUGUUGAAAAAAAUGCUGGUAACAGGAAGAAAGAGGGGAAUUUGAGCUCCAUUUCUGUACUAAAUCCCGGUACAGAGAAAAGAGGAUUCAAAUGUUUGGAAAACAAUGAAAAAGGCCUGGAUGAUUUGAAAGCCAACUACCCAGAAACUAUAAACACUUCAAAUUUAAGAUCAUCCAGGGUCAGAAUUGAGCCUGACUCGAGAUCAGGAGAUUGUAAAAUGGCGACUUCCAAGUACCCCAGCAAGUUACACGAAAAGCUUGCAUUUUUGGAAGGAAAAGUGAAGAGGAUAGCCGAUGAAAUACAAAAGACUAAAGAGAUGCUAGAUAGUACUAAUCCAGAUACUUCCAAAAUGAUAAUGUCUAGCAUUCAUGAAAAGAUUUCUGGAAUCGAGAAGGCGAUGGGUGUUGUGGAGCGCAAUGGGGAUGACAACAUGGUCUCCGCAGAUAAUGGUGAAAAUGAGAAGGAUUCAACGAACGCCAAAAGUUUGAUUAAUGGUACGAAUGUUGAUGAAUUGGAAGGGCGGUUGUUCCCUCAUGAUAAGUUGAUCAGAGAUAGGAAAAUCUCAAAGAUAGAACCUGCCGUGGAUAACAGUGAAGUCAUAAUUUCUUUUGAUUGUUGUUUGAUUAAGAAGGGAACAAAGGUUAGUGAAGUUCAUGAAGGGGGGGAUGACGCGGUGAUAUUUGCUGCAGAAGGUUCGUCCAUGAAUGUAUUGAAUGGCAAUGAUAAUAUCGAAUCUUUACUUAUGGCUGAUGAAAAUCUCGAGGACUUUGAUGAUAGUCAACAUAAAAAGGCAACUAUGAUGUUUGAUAAUGAGAUUGAGGAGAAUUGUGUGCAUGAUUUGAGUGAUAUUGGAAGCAAGAUUUCGACUGGAGGUUGGUUUGUGUCGGAGGGAGAGUCGGUAUUACUUGCUCACGAUGACGGCUCUUGUUCGUUCUAUGAUGUUGCCAACAGUGAGGAGAAAGCCUUGUACAAACCUCCCGCUGGAAUCUUGCCAAAUACAUGGCGUGACUGUUGGUUGAUCCGGGCACCAAGUGCUGAUGGAUGUUCCGGAAAAUACGUUGUAGCUGCUUCGGCUGGAAAUUCUCUGAUUUCGGGCUUUUGCUCGUGGGAUUUCUACACUAAAGACAUUCGAGCUUUCCAUCUUGAGGAUGAAACUACCCCAACUGCAAGAAUAGUAACUGCAAGAACUGCUUUAGCCCCCUUACCAAAUAACACUAUGUAUAAUAGAAGAGAUCACCAUUUCACGGCUAGUGAAAGCCGUCAGUGGUGGUACAAGCCAUGUGGGCCCCUUAUAAUGUCGGCUGCCAGUUGCGGGAAAGCUGUGCAGAUUUUUGAUAUCCGUGAUGGAGAUAGAGUGAUGAGGUGGGAGUUGCCUAAGCCAGUGCUGGGUAUGGAUUAUUCGGUCCCUUUGCACUGGAGGAAUAAAGGGAAGGUGGUGAUAGCCGUGCCGGAUGGCCUUUGCUUGUGGGAUGUGGGGUCUCUUGAUUCGCGGGUUUUGAUGUCGGUCUCGUCUGGCGCUGGCCGGAUCUUAGCUCUUCAUGUGAAUAAUAGUGAUGCCGAAAUUGGGGGAGGAGUUAGGCAGAGAAUAAGUUCAUCUGAAGCCGAAGGUAAUGAUGGCGUGUUCUGCACGUCAGACUCCAUCUGCGUGCUCGAUUUCAGGCAACCGUCAGGCAUUGCUCUCAAGAUAUCCAAUACUGGGCUAGAUGUGCAAUCUGCCUUUUCCCGUGGGGACUCCAUAUACAUCGGUUGCCAGAAUAAUUCAAAUUCCUCCCUUAAAAACCAACAGCCUUGUUCCCAAAUCCUACAAUUCUCCUUGCGCAAGCAGAGGCUCAUGAGCACAUACACUUUACCUGAAUCGAGUGUUCAUAAUCACUUCAUGUCUGCAACACAAGUGUGGGGGAAUUCAAGCCUUGUGAUGGGAGUUUGUGGGCUUGGAUUGUUUGUGUUUGACUCCUUUAGGGAUGAUGUAUCGUCAGAAGAUCCAGGAUGCAUGUGGGAGCCCAAGGAGAUUAUUGGGCCGGAUGAUAUGUAUGCGCCUUCAUUUGAUUAUUCAGGCUCGAGGGUUCUUGUCAUAUCCAGGGAUCGGCCUGCUUGCUGGAGGUACUUGUUUUAG
This is a messenger RNA of Striga hermonthica, 2529 nucleotides long. The record is from the annotation of a GenBank genome assembly. Lineage: Eukaryota; Viridiplantae; Streptophyta; Magnoliopsida; Lamiales; Orobanchaceae.